Messenger RNA from Oncorhynchus tshawytscha (Chinook salmon), 1478 nucleotides. RefSeq names its product phenazine biosynthesis-like domain-containing protein. NCBI's taxonomy places the organism in Eukaryota, Metazoa, Chordata, Actinopteri, Salmoniformes, Salmonidae. The coding region runs from base 552 to 1406 and encodes 284 amino acids. Gene Ontology annotation, cellular component: cytoplasm. The record is from RefSeq and is a predicted model, not a curated record. Gene Ontology annotation, molecular function: isomerase activity. Gene Ontology annotation, biological process: biosynthetic process. The transcript has 10 exons.
CAUAUUUUGGGGAAUGCUGAUAUUUAUUGGAAUAAAUGCCCAAACUAUAAAACUAGCUAGCUACCUGACAAUUACGUUAGUUUUAACUAGCUAUGUUCGCUUGCUAGGUACCUUUUUAAAUACGUUUUUAAGAUCAAUAUUUCCACCAAGGAGGUUGCCUCUCCAAUCAUCACUCGCUUAGGCAAGGGACAUAAUGUAUACUCGGAUUUGACGAUGUAAAACGUAAUUCGAGGGUUUUAGGACCCAGGGCUGUAGUUUGUACUGCUGCCUAUAUAUGAUCAAAAUAGUCUAGGUGGGGUUCUCUCAUUGUCUCCUUUUUACAAGGAUUUUGAAACAAAAUACACAUUUACCCUGGGCAGAUGCCUACCUACAGUUUCGAUCAAAUCAAUGAAAUAAAGAUAGCUAGGAGACCAGAGUUGCCUAACCUUUUUCACCAGCACUGGUCUGAAAGCGCAAUAUUUUGGGCCUAUUCUAUGGGGAGAUUGUCUAGCCAAGCCAGCCCUAUCAAGUCGGUGCAGACGAAGAAAAUCACUGGUCUACUCUAGUAAGUAAUGGAGAUUCCAGUAUUCACUGUUGAUGCGUUUACCAACUUACCUUUCAAAGGAAAUCCUGCAGCAGUUUGUCUGCUUUUACAUGAAUUGCAGGAUGAUAUGUACCAGAACAUUGCUGCUGAGAUGAACCUGUCAGAGACUGCCUUCAUCAUAAGGCUGAAUUCAAAAGAUGACUUCAGCUCAGGAGCACGCUUUCGUUUGCGUUGGUUCACCCCCACCACCGAGGUUCCUCUGUGUGGCCAUGCCACCCUGGCUUCAGCUGCAGUACUGUUUUACAAAAAAAAAAAUGUCAACUCAACAGUGGUAUUUGAGACAUUGAGUGGAGAGCUGUAUGUGCGACAACAAGGGGAAUCUAUAGUGAUGGAUUUCCCCCUGAACAAACCUACUCCUGUGGGUCUUAAUGAAUUUAAAGACAUAGUUAAAGCUGCUGUGGGAGACCAGCCAGUUCAAGAAGUGUGCCUCUGUGCCAUCACCAAAAUGCUAAUGGUGUGCCUUGCUGACAGGUCAGUGCUCACAUCCCUGCAGCCAGACCCAGCAGUUCUGCUUCGUGUAGACACUGGCGGGAGGGUUAGGGGUCUGCUUGUCACCAGUAUUGGAGACCCUGGCUGUCAGCCUGGCUAUGACUUCUACUCCAGAAACUUCUUCCCCUGGUUCGGGGUUCCUGAGGACCCUGUGACUGGCUCUGCGCAUACUGUCCUUGCAGGCUACUGGUCAGAGAAACUUGGCAAGAAAAAGAUGCUGGCCUAUCAGUGCUCUAGCCGUGGUGGGGAGCUGGAGCUUGAACUACAGGAUGAUGGCAGGCUCAAUAUCGCUGGCCAGGCGGUAACCGUCCUGCAGGGGAUUCUCACUGUGUAGAGACUUUGCUGUUUACUCAGAACUAGCCAAAUGUACAACAGGAGCAUAGCAAUUAAAUGUAAAAAAAAAACC